GGGGACAAAGUGGUCGCCGCGCUGCGCGCUCGUCCCAGGCCUUGGCCUCGCUCCCGGGUGGGCGGACUCCGCGGCGCUCUCUCGAGUUCCCGGAUCCUCGCCCCUCCGUGGGCGCCCGGAGCGAGUCUCGGAGACCUCUGACCCGCGGGGCCGCGUCCCGCCCCCCGCAGUCCAGGAGCCUGGCCCUCUGGUCAGUGCCCCGCCCAUGGACACCUCCACCCCAGGAUCCCUGCGGUUUCCUGGACAGUUUCCUGGUGGCCCAGCUCACCAAACUCUCGUAUUUAGGGGAAAGUGGUUUUGUCACUGUUUGCACACGAGGUGCCUCUUUCCUUGUGUAACUGUGUUAACAGUCGUGUGACCCCCGCAACACAAUGACUAGCCGAGGUAAUAAAUCAUCAUAAGUCAAGAUGUCUUCAGCACCUGAGCCUCCAACCUUUGAAAAGGGACCUCCCAAAGAGAAAGACUUUCGAAACCCAGGGCUCAGAGGGGUCCGCACGACAACCUUAUUUCGAGCUGUGAAUCCAGAGCUCUUCAUUAAACCUAACAAACCUGUAAUGGCCUUCGGAUUGAUAACCCUUUCGCUUUGCGUGGCUUAUAUUGGUUAUCUUCAUGCAACACAGGAGAAUAAAAAGGACCUCUAUGAAGCUAUCGAUAGUGAGGGACACAGUUAUAUGAGGAGGAAAACAUCUAAAUGGGAUUAAUAGUGCUGGUUACCACAGAUGAAAUCUUAUUAAGGCCUCCAAAAUCUUCUAAUGAAAGACUUUAUAGAGUGCACGAUAUUGUGUUUCUUGUUCAAGAAUAUGUUAAUAAGAAAAGAAAAUAGCAGUUGCGACCAGGCCACUGUAGUAAAUUUUGUCCUUUCAAAGCCGCAGCCAUCCUCUCUCUUUUUUCACAGAAAGAGCUUCUCAAUAUUUUUCUUUUAUUAAAUCCUCUUAUAAAAGCCAUGAGAAUGGAAGUCGUUUUUGUUAAUUAUUAAAUUCUAUCUAAUAAAAGUA
This is a messenger RNA of Diceros bicornis minor, 995 nucleotides long. RefSeq names its product small integral membrane protein 8 (gene SMIM8). The transcript is spliced from 3 exons. Bases 408 to 701 code for a protein of 97 amino acids. NCBI's taxonomy places the organism in Eukaryota, Metazoa, Chordata, Mammalia, Perissodactyla, Rhinocerotidae. The record is from RefSeq and is a predicted model, not a curated record.